ACCUCCCGGGAAAGAGUGCGAAAAAGAAGCGCGAGAUAGAAACAGUGGAGUCAGUUACAGAGAGCUCGAGCCGCGCCGUGCUGCGUUUAUUUAAUAACUAUUACACUAUUUAACGACGUAUUUAACUCAGCCACGUGAUUUACAGAUGGUUGAGAGUUAAACUCGUCGUGAAAUCGAGUUUCAACGGAAAACCGGAGGGAAAAAACCCCGCUCUGUUGCUUGGAGAUGUCUCGGUGGGCGCGAGCUGAGGACGCCGAGUGUCAGGACACUGACUCUGACGCGACUGACCCGAAGGACUGUGGGAAAGUCAAAGUAAAGUGGACGCAGGAUGAGGAUGAUAAUCUGCGAGCACUGGUUCAAAACCUAGGGACUAGUGACUGGAAAUACAUUGCAAGUUUACUACCAAACCGCUCAGAACAUCAGUGUCAGCACCGCUGGUACAAAGUUUUGGAUCCAGACCUCGUCAAAGGGCCUUGGACUAGAGAAGAAGAUGAAAAGGUGAUCGAGCUGGUGAAUAAAUACGGUAAUAAACAGUGGGCCGUGGUGGCCAAACACCUGAAGGGGAGACUGGGAAAGCAGUGCCGUGAGCGCUGGCACAACCAUCUCAACCCCGAUGUGAAGAAGUCCUCCUGGACCGCGGAGGAGGAUCUCGUCAUUUACAAAGCUCACUGCAUGCUGGGAAACCGUUGGGCUGAAAUUGCCAAACUGCUGCCUGGAAGGACCGAUAACGCCGUGAAGAACCACUGGAACUCUACUAUUAAGAGGAAGGUGGAGCUGGGGUACUACACGGGUGCGGACACGACUCUGCACUUUAUCCAGCAGCCUGAGGAAGGAGACGUCAGUGCUCAGCAGGACUCUGAACCACUGGAGGAUUUCGGCUACGCCGGAGAGCUGGAGGCUGCCACUGUAACGAUGGUCACACAGGAAUCUGUGGAUUUUGCACUUUGUGUGAACUCGGCUCCCUCCACCACGACGUCCCCUAAACCGCCUAAAGCUCCAGCGACGCCACCCAGUGACACAGAAAGCACAACAAACUCCAGUUGCCCUGCCUGGGGGAACGACAGCUCGGGCUUCCUGUCGCCUUCGGCCACGCCCGUGCUGAAGGAGGUGAUGGACAUGAUGGAAGGGGAUCUGGAGGGUUGGUGUAACCUGGCUGACUUUGACCUGGCAGAGGAGAGUCAGGGUCCUGAUGUGCUGCAGUUCCGGUUGGAGGGCAGCGCUCUACACGAGCUCAGUAAAGGGAGUAAAGGCGAGCUCAUCCCUAUCUCCCCCGGCGGAGCCACGCCACCGUCCAUCCUUAGCCGCCACACGCGCCGCCGCAUCGCCCUCUCCCCCGACGCCAACGACUCCAUGACCCCCAAGAGCACGCCAGUAAAGAUCCUGCCAUUCUCUCCAUCUCAGUUUCUCAACAUGUGGACCAAACAGGACACGCUCGAUUUGGAGAACCCGUCUCUCACGUCCACUCCAGUAUGCAGUCAGAAAGCUAUCGUCACUACGCCGCUGCACCGAGACAAAACUCCGCUCAUGCAGAAGGAGAGCUCUGUCUUCAUCACGCCCAACGACAAGGCGGAUCUGGACAGGACGCCUCGUACCCCGACCCCGUUUAAAAACGCCCUGGAGAAAUACGGGCCCAUACGACCUCUGCCUCCGACACCCAACCUGGAGGAGGACCUGAAGGAGGUUCUGCGCAGUGAAGCAGGGAUCGAGCUCAUCGUAAAGGAUGAGAGUCCGGCUGAAAAGAAACCCAAAGUGGCGCACCGGCCCCCCAUGAAGAAAGUGCGUAAAUCUCUUGCGCUGGACGUUAUAGACUGUAAGGAGUCUCGUCCUGCCCGACACCAGCACUACAAGCCUGCUGCCAAAUCCAGCAGAAAGGCGGAUCGACACCGAUUGCUCUCUUCCUUAAACUCGUCGUUUAUCGGGAAGAAGGAGGAGAACGUCCUCGACCAGGGUUUUAUUCUCGGGCCUAACGAAAGCGGACCUAUGGUGAAACAAGCUCCUCCGAACCCUAACUCCGUUCCACCUGUUCUGAUGUCUCCAGCAUGGGAAGCGGUGGUUUGUGGCCGGACUAGGGAUCAGCUGAUCAUGACGGAGAAGGCCAGACGCUACCUUCGCUCCCUGAAGUCGAACGCACACAGCCGAGCCCUCAUCCUGUCCUGACCUUCUGCACUUCUUCACCUUCUCUGAUUAUCGCUUUCUACGACAUUAAAACAUAUGGCAUUUUCUCCUGUUGUGAAUUAAGAUGUAAAAAGAUUUUGUUAAUAAUGUAAGAAAAAAGAAAAGAUCUUGGGAUAAUGAAAACUGCAUCUCAGCAGUCAGGAUAAAUCUUUAAAGGUGCUAUUGGUAUCUUGUCUCAGGUCUCAAGAGUUUAACAUAUAUUUGUGUUUUAGUUUGUUUAUAUUUCAGUUUCAUCCAAAUAGUAGGAAUGUCAGAGGAAAGGGUCUGCUUUUAUCUGGCACUGUUAAUUCCAGUAGAAAUCAGUUUGUUACAGUUCAGGUUUCGUUUUACAUUUACACUUUUCACGUCUGUAUUGUUGUUUUUUUUUGCCUCGAUCAAUGCAUAGUAAAGCAGCAUCGUGAAAACAGCUAGAUAUUUUUUUUUCUUAACAUGAUGUCCAUUUUCAUACAUAAUGCAUGAAAUAACUUGCUCAUGUACAUUGAGUUAAUUAAUGAUCUGGUUCAAUUUUGUAUAUGAUAUAACUGUUAAAUAAAAUAAUAAUGUUG
This is a messenger RNA of Tachysurus vachellii, 2720 nucleotides long. RefSeq names its product v-myb avian myeloblastosis viral oncogene homolog-like 2b (gene mybl2b). Gene Ontology annotation, molecular function: RNA polymerase II cis-regulatory region sequence-specific DNA binding; DNA-binding transcription factor activity, RNA polymerase II-specific. The coding region runs from base 226 to 2157 and encodes 643 amino acids. The record is from RefSeq and is a predicted model, not a curated record. Gene Ontology annotation, biological process: regulation of DNA-templated transcription. The transcript is spliced from 15 exons. Gene Ontology annotation, cellular component: nucleus. Lineage: Eukaryota; Metazoa; Chordata; Actinopteri; Siluriformes; Bagridae.